AUGGCCAACAAGAGGAACGAAGACAUUGAGUUGGGCCCCGUCGAGGGUCGGGGUUCGACCGACAAGGACCCUUUCCUGGCCAGGAGGUCAUCUUCGCAGCCAACCCGCCCUCAACAAGUUGGUCCUUUCGGCGGCUACUUCGACAAGAUUGACCACAGCCCCGGCGCCUCGAUUCUCGCCUACUGUCUGUCGUCGAUUUCCAUGACGGUUGUCAACAAAUACGUUGUGUCCGGCAGCGAAUGGAACCUCAACUUCUUCUACCUUGCUGUGCAGUCUCUGGUCUGUACCGCCGCCAUUCUGAUAUGCAAGCAGCUGGGCAUGUUCCAGAACCUCGCUGCUUUCGACUCAACCAAGGCAAAGAAAUGGUUCCCUAUCUCGCUGUUGCUCGUGGGCAUGAUCUAUACCAGCACCAAGGCGCUCCAGUUCCUCUCCGUUCCCGUGUACACCAUCUUCAAGAACCUGACCAUCAUUGUCAUCGCCUACGGUGAGGUCCUCUGGUUCGGCGGCAGCGUCACCCCCAUGGCUCUGCUCUCCUUCGGUUUGAUGGUCUUCAGUUCCGUCAUUGCUGCUUGGGCCGAUAUCCAGGCCGCCGUCGAGGGCGUCGGUCACACUGCCGAGGCUACCGAUGCUAUCUCCACCCUGAACGCCGGUUACGCGUGGAUGGGCAUGAACGUGUUCUGCACCGCCGCGUACGUUUUGGGCAUGCGCAAGGUUAUCAAGAAGAUGAACUUCAAGGACUAUGACACCAUGUUCUAUAACAACCUCCUCACUAUUCCCGUCCUAAUCGUCUUCUCCUUGCUCUUCGAGGACUGGUCCAACGACAACUUGAUCAAGAACUUCCCCGUCGAGACACGCAACGCCCUCUUCAUCGGCAUGAUCUACUCCGGUCUCGCUGCCAUCUUCAUCUCGUACUGCUCGGCCUGGUGUAUUCGCGUCACCUCCUCGACCACCUACUCCAUGGUUGGCGCCCUCAACAAGCUUCCCAUCGCCGUCAGCGGUCUCAUCUUCUUCGACGCCCCCGUCACCUUUGGAAGUGUCACCGCCAUCUUUGUCGGCUUUGUCUCCGGUCUCGUUUUCGCCUGGUCCAAGACCCGCCAAAAGGUCUCCGCGAUUCUGCCUACCGCUCAGCCUACCAUGAGCGCUAGCGCGGCCAGCAACAGGGAUGCGGCUAAUGCUUAA
Molecule: messenger RNA, 1179 nt
Organism: Sordaria macrospora k-hell
Lineage: Eukaryota; Fungi; Ascomycota; Sordariomycetes; Sordariales; Sordariaceae
Cellular component (GO): Golgi apparatus
Molecular function (GO): GDP-fucose transmembrane transporter activity; antiporter activity
Source: RefSeq, a predicted model, not a curated record